GCGCUCACAGCACUCGGUGACAUCCUGCCAAACAUGGCUACGAAGCCAUGCAAUGCUGGUGCCCUGACAUUUAAGCACUUAUUUUUGCACGGGCGCUCUGGGAUGCCAGCAGGAGCUGCAGGACACAAAUAGCAGCAGGGCUGCGCGCUGCCAGAGGACCCAAGGGAGAGGAGUGGAUUUAGCAGCAGCUCCUGCCCUGUUGCUGCAGGACACCCGGUGGGGACUCAUCUGGCUCUGAGUUGGCACGGCUGCCCUUGUGCUGUCCAAGUCCCCGAGGCAUGGGAGCCAAGGAACUCAAGACCCGCUUGGGGAUCCUGCUGCAUAAACCGGAGCUGAGACACGGCAGCGGGGCAGCAGGCAAGCUGCAGCUGGGCUCCAGGCGGAGAGACUCCUCACGAGAAGUGCUUGAGUGGAGGGAAUCCUUUGACCAGCUCCUCAAGAGUAAAAAUGGGGUGACUGCCUUCCACACCUUUCUGAAGACUGAGUUCAGCGAGGAGAACCUGGACUUCUGGCUGGCCUGCGAGGACUUCAAGAAGACCCGCUCCAAAACCAAGCUGGCCUCCAAAGCCAACAGGAUCUUUGAGGAGUUUGUCCAAAGCGAGGCACCCAGAGAGGUUAACAUUGACCACGAAACCAGGGAGAUCACCAGGAAGAACCUCACAGGAGCCACCUCCGCUUGCUUCAACGAGGCUCAGGCAAAGACCCGCACCCUGAUGGAGAAGGACUCCUACCCCCGCUUCCUGAAGUCAGCUUCCUACCAGGACAUGACCAAGCAGGCUGCCAGCCGCAGCAUCAACAAGCGCUUGCACACCUGACCCAUGCCCAGCACCAAACCCGCUCCGGAUGGGCACCGAGGGCCUGGUGGUGGAGUUUUGGCUGAAAUCCCAGCCUUCCAGCAGGACGCCCAGGACCUUCAGUGCUCCCACUGAGGCUGCCCUACGGAGAGGCCUUCCCACCCCACUGCCGGUGGUCCCGUUGUAGGGCUGCACAGGAUUGAAGCCAUCCGUGUUUCAGCAAGAAGAGCGGUGGGCCAGGGAGCAGCAUGGCCUUAGCAAUGACUUUUCUAUCCUUUCCUUAAACUUUGUGGCCUGCAGGCUGCACCUGAACUUAGGUCACAGGCAUUUUUGUUAUUGUUAUUAUUUAUUUUGUGGCUAUUGUUAUGAUAUAUUUAUGAGAAGAGCACUGCUCAAAGCAUGCACACAUCCCUUGCUUGGAGGAGCUUGUAAAUUAAUUUAUUUUAGGUAUUGCAGCACUUAGCAUGCCUCCCACAGCUUCUGUAUAAUAACUGCAAGAGAGAAAAAUAGCUUUGUAAUGCAUCUGUGGAGCAAGGUACACAAAUAGCAGCAGGGAAAGCUGCACCGAACUGGGUCUGAGGUUCCUGGGAGCAUGGAGGACCAUUGAUGGCCAUAAAAGGAUGCUUUGCAGUUCAUGCCAUUUCCCUUUUUUUGCCCUUAAAUAGAGCUCUGUGGCCGGCACCUCGGCACGUGGGCUAGCAGCUUGUUCUAGGCAGAGAAUAGCAGAGCAGAAGGGCACUUUGAGUGUUGAAAACUUAUUUUUAAAUCACUUAGGAGGUAAAAGCUGUGUUUACAGUUUGGUUUACAGUUGGGUCUGGUGUUGCCCUGGCCAGUCUGCAGCUGAGGAACCCCAAGGACCAGUUUAAGGAUGUUUCUCUGAGUCCUCUUCCCGCUUCUACCUCUGAGUCUGGUGGGUCCCAGCUGCAUUCAUGGGGCUAUUUGAGCUGUUUUGUUAUUUAUUAUUUACCUUUACAACUGGAACCACCUUCGUUGUGUUACUGAAGUGAACGGCAUACAGAGGUCCAUUUUUGCCACAAACAUGAUGUCAUGGUUACAAAAUAAAACACAAAGAGGGCAAUGC
This is a messenger RNA of Centrocercus urophasianus (Greater sage-grouse), 1875 nucleotides long. RefSeq names its product regulator of G protein signaling 16 (gene RGS16). Lineage: Eukaryota; Metazoa; Chordata; Aves; Galliformes; Phasianidae. The coding region runs from base 279 to 815 and encodes 178 amino acids. The transcript is spliced from 5 exons. The record is from RefSeq and is a predicted model, not a curated record.